AUGGCUUCUCAAAUCACAUCGUCGGGAUACAUACUCCGCGAUUCCAUCAAGCUUUUCUACGAGCGCGAGGGGAAGGCUGGGUCAAAGACUAUUCUUUUCAUUCACGGUCUCGGCGGGACAACGAAUUCUUAUCAGCCAUUAGUCUCCGACCUUCUUGAGUUUGACCUCGUCCGUUUCGACUUCUCUGGUCAUGGUCGAAGCUCGAUACCAUCGAGUUCUAGCGUUGAGUCGUACGUGGCGGACUGUGAAGCGAUCAUCAACCACUUAGAACUGAAAGAUAUCGUGGUCGUUGGACACUCCCUUGGCGGGCUCAUCAGCCUCCACCUUGCAGCCAAGCGCCCCGAGAUAGUUAAAGGGGUUGUGACAUUUGGCGCUGUCCGGCCAUUUCACGAGGCCAUCCAGAAAGCACUUACUGCCCGCUCCUCUAUUGUUCGAAGCCAAGGUAUGGUCGCAGUCGCUGAUACAGUCGUGUCAAAUGCAUUCUCGACCAAGUCCCUGGCCAGUCGCAAAGCAGAGGUUGCGCUCGCUAGAGAGAUGCUUACAAGGCAAGACCCAGAAGGGUAUGCUCAGGCUGUGGACGCUCUAGCUCAGAGCUCGGCCCCGGUAUGGAGCCAGAUCAAUUGCAAAGCUAUUAUUUUAUCUGGUGACGAAGAUAAGGUAUCUACCCUUGCGGUCGGCGCGAAUAUCGUAAGUGAUAUUGGACCGAACGCACACCAGGUAACUUGCAAGGAUACAGGGCAUUGGCAUAUGCUGGAGAGCCCUGAAGAGUGUAUCAAGGCUAUAAAAUCAGCCGCAAGCGAUGGCAGUUCUUAA
Messenger RNA from Annulohypoxylon maeteangense, 813 nucleotides. Its product is annotated as alpha/beta-hydrolase. The transcript has 2 exons. The record is from RefSeq and is a predicted model, not a curated record. Bases 1 to 813 code for a protein of 270 amino acids. Lineage: Eukaryota; Fungi; Ascomycota; Sordariomycetes; Xylariales; Hypoxylaceae.